GUCUCGUUUCUACAACACUACAUCUCUAUUGUGCUUUGGACCUCAAGCGAGAGAGCUCGGCUUUGACUAAUUUGUGGCUGUACACAAUGCCGUCUUCACUAGUCCAAAGGGUGUCCGGUCGGCCGAUCUCACUAGGAAUCGACUGCGGAUAGCACACAGGCUCCAAUGUUGAGUGAGGGUGUCUCUUGUUCGUUGUAAUCUCGAAACCAUUCGACACUCGCCCCCCACCUAUCAUGCCAUUGAUCAUACCGACUCUGAUCUUCGCCGUGGCUCUAUCUCUGCUACCUUAUGUCGAAGACGACAUCGUGACAACGGAGGAGGAAGAUUCCACAGGGCGGAAAACGCCAGCCUAUGGAGCAGGAGGUCAACUGACCGAAAUAGAGGGAAGAUCGCCUCAAGUGAGGAAAGAAUUGAGACUGACUCAGCCUACGUGUUGCCUGACGUCACACAGAAGGCUACAGGCUCUAAGUUACUGAGUACUUCGUGAUGAGCUUCGGUGAAAGACGCUGGCUAACAAUCCAUUCGAGCGGCCAAUGAGAAUGAGAAUGAGACCGAGAACUUGACCUUCUCCUCUACCAACAUGACUGGACAGAUCACACCACGCACUGUAAUGCAACCAAGUCGGAAAAUCAUUACACACCCUGAAAGAACAUUGACAACAAGGUCUGGAAUUCCCCAUCCAGGCAUCGUCAGAGGGUCUUGACCCCUCCCAUCAAGGACUGUGGCCGAUACCACACUGAUCUGAGUGGAACUCUCAACUGACAUACAUCCGCACAGUUCCAUCUUUGCGCUGAUUCAGUAGUGUGGCUGCGCCCCUCCCGCCGUUCUCGCGAUCUCUGUGCCUCGGGGUCUCUGCUCG
Molecule: messenger RNA, 859 nt
Organism: Kockovaella imperatae
Lineage: Eukaryota; Fungi; Basidiomycota; Tremellomycetes; Tremellales; Cuniculitremaceae
Exons: 2
Coding region: 234-476 (80 amino acids)
Source: RefSeq, a predicted model, not a curated record